Molecule: messenger RNA, 2343 nt
Organism: Lepisosteus oculatus (spotted gar)
Lineage: Eukaryota; Metazoa; Chordata; Actinopteri; Semionotiformes; Lepisosteidae
Gene: rprm3
Product: reprimo, TP53 dependent G2 arrest mediator homolog 3
Source: RefSeq, a predicted model, not a curated record
UCGCACUCCAGGCGGAUGUUUCCAACAUGAUGCUCCAGCGAUAAGAAAAAAACACAAUAUAUAACUGAGCCUUCAAAUUCAUGUUGGUGCUUUUUUACCACAUAACUUAAGCGUGCAAACGAGCGGAGGCCGUUCGACUCAAAUGCCUUUCUCGGUCUCGUCCAACCGUUUCUAAAAAGGCAGCAGUCAACAACGGCUGUGUAACUUGCUGCAGGCCCACACAACUCUUUGUGUAAAGACCCUAAAGCUCACAGAUGAAAAUGGGCUUCCCUGUAGUUCUCACUUGCCUGAGUCCUUUACCUUAUUUGCAACUCAGUGAGGUGCGGGGGUCACAGUCAAUUUAAACAACACACAAACGUUUUUCUGUCGGGAACAAAAAUGAGAGGGUCUUUAAUCCUUGGCCAUUAGGUCACGUGUAUGUCACAAACCGCGGGCAGUAAGCACCCCUCGUCUCUCUCAGCCGCGCCCCUCACUUAAAUCUCGAUUACUGCGUCACUCUUAAAUAUGCUGCCCACCAAGAAAAAAAAAACAUCGUGUGCAACGUAAAAAAGCUGUCUUUUUUAAGUUUCUCCCUCACGUGAGCGAGACAAAUCGAAGACCAAACGUCCGGACACGCGUGGGAACCCAAAGCAGAGAGCGUAGACCUCCCAGACACUCCAGUAAAUACCCCCCGAGAGCCCAUCACGAAGCUUGGGCCGACCGAGCGAAACUCCCAAAACGUUAAAGGCAGUUCGACGUCAUCCUUCCCCCGUCUCACCGAGUCUGUAGUCGUGUCCGCAACUAACGCCACAGCGCGGAGCGCAGGCAGGCAGAGACGACCCCGGGCUGGACCCCGCCGCACUGACCGUGUCCGAGAUACCCGGGACUUCAGCAACAGAAGAAACUGGAGAUGGUAUCUCUCCGCUUACACGGGGAAGGAGGACGGUACACGCGUGAUCGCGUAGGCAAGAGGAGCUGUGAAACAUCCGUCUAAUAAUUAAUCACAUUCCCUCAAAUCAAAGGUUGGGAGGUCGCGUCUCACCGAAGUCCCCCGGGCGUCAAAGACAGGACAAAACGAAAUGAACGGGCGUCUCGUUUAUGCGACACCGAUUCAGGAGGAGGAAAAUGCCUAAAUUGUUUGGAUUCAAGAAUUAACACGUGGACGAUGAGUACAGAUGAGUUCAGCUGAGUACAGUUCAGUCUUUCUGUCUGCCAGCGCUGCCCCUGCAGUCGGAGCCGCACCGAGGGCUGCGGGUCGCCUCGACGACUCCCCUCGGGAAGAGACAACGUGACGUCUGCGCGAACGCGUUCAGUCCCUGUCACUCCCCUAGAAACGCCGGCUGUCUUUUAAAAGCGACCGAAGGCUACAGGUUUCGCAGGACCCUGCGAGUCUUGGAAGUUUUCUGCACCGAGACUGACCUCGCAGCCGCAGCCGGUUAUAGUGUGGGGCCGAGGACGGGGUCGUUCCGGGGAAAAUGAAUGCAACGGAGAUACUGAACCGGACGCUUGCGGGUACACAACCCCCCGGGCCGGUAGGCAUAGAGGCGCUCCUGCGGUGCUGCAAUUUCUCCAACUCGGCCAGCACCAACGACGGCUUCGGCGUGUCCCUGCCGGACGAGCGGAACCUGUACGUCAUGCAGGUGGUCCAGAUCGCGGUGCUGUGCGUGCUGUCGCUCACGGUGGCGUUCGGGAUAUUUUUUCUAGGCUGCAACCUGCUCAUCAAGUCGGAGAGUAUGAUCAACCUCCUCGCGGAAGACCGGAGACCCUCCAAAGAGGCAGAAGCUAUAAUGAUCGGGUCCUAAAGUACGCCGAGGGAUCCGGGUCCGCUCGGUACCCCGGUGCCAGCAAUUGUUCCGAUUCUUAAAAGUCAAGCGGGUGGACUCGCUUUAAACUCGGUUUAAAAGGACGUUCAGCUCCCCGGAGUUUGCCGGGGAAAUGGCUCCUUAUCUACUGAGAAGCCAGUUCUUGCUCAGACGGCGAUCUGUCACGGUCCCUUGAAUUAAUUUCGUCCAGGAUGGUACCAAGAGACCUCCUCUCCGGGAAGACUGGCCGCAGAGGUAACAGCGGGAAACUGCGAAGACGUUCCUGAGUGACACUGAAGGAUUUUACCUUUAAAUCCGGUACUUUGUAUUUUAAAAAUUUAAACGAAUAACCCUUUUUGUCACGGAUUACAGUUUUUCAUCAAUGUUAAUAUGUUGAUGGACGACUGUAUAACCUACACAGUAAACAAUACUGCAGGCUGUAAUUUACCAACUGGAUAGGUUUAUUAACUAAACCUAAUUGUAAUUGUAUUGGAAAAAAAACCCUGUUUUUAGACUUGUCUUUCUUGCUUGUUUUGCAAUAGAAUUUGCACCUGCAUAUUGA